Molecule: messenger RNA, 5721 nt
Organism: Meriones unguiculatus (Mongolian gerbil)
Lineage: Eukaryota; Metazoa; Chordata; Mammalia; Rodentia; Muridae
Product: receptor-type tyrosine-protein phosphatase V-like
Exons: 35
Coding region: 478-5580 (1700 amino acids)
Biological process (GO): protein dephosphorylation
Molecular function (GO): protein binding; protein tyrosine phosphatase activity
Source: RefSeq, a predicted model, not a curated record
GUCCUUGAUGCCAGCUUAUGCACACUGUUAGCACCCCCUGCCCCCAGCACGGUCCUGGCUGCCCCCUCCAGGCCCUUGAUGAGUUCCCUCAACCUGCCCAGGAGAAGUUGGACCUUCUUCCUUUCCCGGUGACCUUCCCCAAUCUGUGGGAGGAAGAGGGGGCAGCUUGUUCCCUUCUGCCUGAUAAUUAUCUUCCUUUGGUGUGGGGGAUGCCCAAGGCCUGGCUUUAGGCUGUGGGAGAGCAGAGGAGGAGAUGGAAGAGCAGCCUACAGCAGCUGCUGGGAGGGACCAGGCUAAUUCACACUUGGAAGUUGGGAUGCCAGGUCCAGCCCUCUGCCUUCCUCUGUGUCCUGACCAGCUCCACACUGAGACGAAUCUGAAGUAAGAUGCUUCCAUCUCUCUCUGUCUGUCCUGGCUGCUCACAGAGGCCCUGCUAGAAGAAACAGACGGAAGUGUCCUUAGACUCUCAUCUCCAGGAUGAGGCUCCUGAUUUCGUUCGCUGCCCAUCUCUGGCUCCAGGGCCUUUUGGCGGAGGAAGAGGUAUGCUCAUCCCUGGAAGGGAGCCCAGACAGGGAAGUUGAAGGCCCACUCCUGAGUGUGAACAUCAGCAGCCGAGGAAGACCUACCAGCCUGUUUGUGAGCUGGGUGGUUGCAGAGCCAGGCGCAUUCAACUAUGCCCUCUGCCUCAGGAGUUUGAACUCCUCAGGUUCUCCAGAAGGACAACAGCUUCAGGCUCACACAAAUGAGUCUAACUUUGAGUUCCAUGGCCUGGUGCCAGGGAGUCACUAUCAUCUGGAACUGACUGUUCUAAGACCCUGUUGGCAGAACGUCACGGUUAACCUCACUGCCCAAACUGCCCCGUCAGUGGUCCGUGGAUUACAGCUGCACAGCUCUGGGAGCCCAGCCAGCCUGGAAGGCUCAUGGAGCAAUGCCCCUGGGGAUCAAGACAGCUACCAACUUCUCCUCUACCACCUGGAAUCCCAUACUCUGGCAUGUAAUGUCUCUGUGUCCCCUGGCAUCCUGUCUUACAAUUUUGACAACCUCUUGCCAGGGAGUCAGUAUGUCUUGGAGGUUAUCACCUGGGCUGGCAGUCUCCAAGCAAAGACUAGGAUCCACCAAUGGACAGAGCCUGAGCCUCCGGGUCACCUCGUACUGCAUGCCUUGGAUACCAGUAGCCUGCAAGCCUUCUGGAACAGCUCCGAAGGUGCCACCUGGUUUCACCUGAUGCUCACAGACCUCCGAUGGGGCACCAACCUGACUGCAGUGCUCAGACAAGGGAUCUCAAACCACACCUUCCUCCACCUGUCUCCUGGCACACCUUAUGAGCUGAAGCUUUCUGCUGCUGCUGGGCCCCACCAGGUUGUGGGGCCCAAUGCCACCGAGUGGACCUAUCCCUCCUACCCAUCUGACCUGGUGCUGACUCCCUUGCGCACUGAGCUCUGGGCAAGCUGGAAGGCAGGGCUGGGAGCCCGGGACGGCUACGUGCUGAAGCUGAGCGGGCCAGUGGAGAAGACUGCUACCCUGGGCCCUGAAGAGUGCAAUGCUGUGUUCUCAGCGCCCCUGCCUCCCGGGCACUACACUUUGGGGCUGAAGGUUGUGGCUGGACCUUAUGAGGCCUGGAUGGAGGCCAGUACUUGGCUGGCUGAAUCUGCUGCCCUUCCCGGGGAGGCUCCUGGUGCAAGACUGUGGCUAGACGGAUUGGAAGCUACCCAGAAGCUUGGGAGACGGGCACUACUCUAUACUGACGAUGCCCCAGGCCUCCUCGAAAACAUGUCUGUGCCUUCUGGUGCCACUUAUGUCACUUUCUGUGGCUUGGUACCUGGUGCCCACUACCGCGUGGACAUUGCCUCGUCCAUGGGAGACGUCACUCAGAGCAUCACAGGCUACACAAGUCCCCUACCACCGCAGACACUGGAGGUCAUCAGCAGGAGCAGCCCAUCUGACCUGACUAUUGGCUGGGCUCCGGGACCAGGGCAGCUGGAAGGUUAUAAGAUUACCUGGCAUCAGGAUGGCAGCCAGAGGUCACCUGGAGGCCUUCUUGACUUGGGCCCCGACCAAUCCAGCCUGACUCUGAAGUCUCUGGUACCUGGCUCAUGCUACACCGUGUCAGCAUGGGCCUGGGCUGGGAACCUCAGCUCUAACUCCCGGAAGAUCCACAGCUGCACUCGCCCUGCUCCUCCCACCAACCUGAGCCUGGGCUUUGCCAGCCAGCCUGCAGCACUGAGGGCUUCCUGGGGCCACCCACCAGGUGGCAGGGAUGGCUUUCAGUUACGGCUUUACAGGCUGAGGCCCCUGGCACUGGAAAGUGAGAGGAUCAUAUCCCGGGAGGCCCAGAACUUCUCCUGGGCCCAGCUGGAUGCAGGCUCUGAGUUCCAGGUCCAGCUGUCUACCUUGUGGGAGUCCAAAGAAAGUAGCAGUGCCAAUGCCACAGGCUGGACACCUCCCUCAGCACCCACAUUGGUAAAUGUGACAAGUGAUGCUCCCACCCAGCUGCAAGCAUCCUGGGUCCAUGCUCCUGGGGGCCGGACCAGUUACCAAGUGACCCUGUACCAGGAGGGUGCCCGGGCAGCCACCAGCAUUGUGGGGCCCAAGGCAGACAGCACAAGCUUUUCGGGUUUGACUCCUGGCACCAAGUACAAGGUGGAGGUCAUCUCCUGGGCUGGGCCCCUCUACACCGAAGCAGCCAAUGUUUCUGCUUGGACAUAUCCGCUCACACCCAACGAGUUGCUUGUGUCAGUGCAGGCAGGCAGUGCUGUGGUUAGCCUGGCCUGGCCCAGUGGUCCACUGGGGCAGGGGACAUGCCAUUCCCAGCUGUCAGAUGCUGGGCACCUCUUGUGGGAGCAGCCCCUGUCACUAGGCCAAGACCACCUCAUGCUAAGGGAUCUUACACCAGGACGUACCUUCUUGAUGUCUGUGAAGUGUCAGGCGGGGCCCCUCCAGGCCUCCACUCACCCUGUGGUGCUGUCUGUGGAGCCUGGCCCCGUGGAAGAUGUGCUGUGCCAGCCUGAGGCCACCCACCUGGCCCUGAACUGGACGAUGCCUGCUGGAGAUGUGGGUGCAUGUCUGGUGGUGGUAGAGCAGCUGGUGUCAGGGGGGAGUGUUCAUUUUGUCUUCCAGGUCAACACCUCGGAGGAUGCUCUCCUGCUGCCCAACCUGCUGCCCACCACGUCUUACCGCCUCAGCCUCACUGUGCUGGGAAGGAAUGGCCAGUGGAGCCGGGCAGUCACCCUGGUGUGCACUACUUCCGCUGAGGGUUGGCACCCCCCAGAGCUAGCUGAGGCCCCCCAACUGGAGCUGGGGACAGAGAUGGGUGUGACAGUCACAAGUGGCAUGUUUGGCAAAGACAAUGGUCAGAUCCAGUGGUAUGGCAUAAUUGCCAGCAUCAACAUGUCAUUGGCCCGGCCUUCCCGGGAAGCUAUCAACCACACGUGGUAUGACCACUACUACAGAGGACGUGACUCCUACCUGGCUGUCCUGUUCCCAAACCCUUUCUAUCCAGGGCUUUGGGCUGUGCCGAGAUCCUGGACAGUGCCUGUGGGCACAGAGGACUGUGGCUUCACCAAGGAGAUGUGCAAUGGGUAUCUCAAGCCAGGUUUCCAGUACAGGUUCAGCAUAGCAGCCUUUAGCAGGGUCGCAGUUCCUGAGACCACUGUCACCUUCUCGGCUUUCUCAGAGCCCCAGGCCAGCGUCCCUCUAGGGGCAGUGCCCCUGACAGUUAUGUUUGGGACUGUGGCGGGCUGCGUGCUCAUCGUGUGUGCGGUGCUGUGCUUGCUGUGCUGGUGGCGUCUGAAGGGACCAAGGCCAGAGGAUGCUUUUCCCCAUGAGCUGACGGCUUACAACCUGCGGAGGACCCACCGGCCCAUCCCCAGCCACAGCUUCCGGCAGAGCUAUGAGGCCAAGAGUGCUCACGCACACCAGGCUUUCUUUCAGGAAUUUGAGGAGCUUAAGGAGGUGGGCAGGGAGCAGUCCAGACUAGAGGCUGAGCAUCCUUCCAACAUCACCAAGAACCGGUACCCACACGUGCUACCCUACGACCACUCCAGGGUCAGGCUGACCCCUCUGGCAGGAGAACCUCAUUCUGACUACAUCAAUGCCAACUUCAUCCCAGGCUACAGCCACCCGCAGGAAUUCAUUGCCACUCAGGGGCCUCUCAAAAAGACGCUGGAGGACUUCUGGAGACUGGUGUGGGAGCAGCAAGUACAUGUCAUUAUCAUGCUGACCGUGGGCAUGGAGAACGGACGGGUGCUGUGUGAGCACUACUGGCCAGCCAGCUCCAUUCCUGUCACCCACGGGCACAUCACCGUCCACCUCCUGGCAGAGCAGUCUGAGGAUGAGUGGACCAUGAGGGAAUUCCAGCUGCAGCAUGGUGCCCAGCAAAAACAGCGGCGGGUGAGGCAACUGCAGUUCACCACGUGGCCAGAUCACAGUGUCCCGGAGUCCCCCAGCUCUCUGCUUGCCUUUGUGGAAUUGGUACAUGAGCAGGUGCAGGCCGCUCAGGGCAAGGGACCCAUUCUGGUGCAUUGCAGUGCGGGCGUGGGUCGGACAGGCACCUUUGUGGCUCUCCUGCGGCUACUGCAGCAGCUGGAGGAAGAGCAGGCGGUGGACGUGUUCAACACGGUGUACAUGCUCCGGCUGCACCGGCCCCUCAUGAUCCAGACCCCGAGCCAAUACAUCUUCCUGCACAGCUGCCUGCUGAGCAGGAUUCUGGAAGGGCCCUCUGGCGCCUCUGACUCCCGCCCCAUCUCUGUGAUGAAUUUUGCACAAGCUUGUGCCAAGAGGGCAGCCAAUGCCAACGCUGGUUUCUUGAAGGAGUACAAGCUCCUGAAGCAAGCUAUCAAGGAUGACAGUGGCUCUCGGACGCCCCCUCCUGGCUAUAAUCAGAACAGCGUAGUCUCCAGCCAUCAUCCUCAGGCGCAGCUCGAAGAGGUGGAGGAGAGCCCUGAUGAUAACAUGCUGGAGGCCUGGCUCUUCCCUGGUGGGCCAUCUGGUCGUGACCAUGUGGUGCUGACUGGCUCUCCUGGACCAAAGGAGCUCUGGGAACUUGUGUGGGAGCAUAGCGCCCGUGUGCUGGUCUCCCUGGGCCUGCCUGAUACCAAGGAGAAGCCACAAAACAUCUGGCCGAUGGAGGGGCAGCCUGUUGUCACAGACAUGGUGACAGUGCACAGAGUAGCUGAGAGCAACAUAGCCGGCUGGCCUUGCACCGUCUUCAGAGUCGUACAUGGGAAAAGCAGAACUGAAAGGCAGGUUCAGCACUUGCAGUUUCCAUGCUGGGAGUCUGGGUGUGAGCUCCCAGCUACCACCUUGCUGCCCUUCCUGGAUGCUGUCCGUCAGUGCUGCUCCUGGGACAGGAGCAAGAAGUCAGGGACCUUGCUCAGUCACUCCAGCAAGGGUUCGGGCCAGCUGGGCACCUUCGUGGCCAUGGAGCAGCUGUUACAACAAGCGGGGACUGAGUGCACCGUGGAUGUCUUCAGUGUGGCCCUGAAGCAGUCACAGGCCUGUGGCCUCAUGACCCCAACGCUGGAGCAGUAUAUCUACCUCUACAACUGCCUGAACAGUGCACUGUUGGAUGGCUUGUCCUGAGUUGGGGAGCGCCUGUGCCCUGCUAGGCAUCCUGUUGUAGCAAAUGCACCCAGCCCUGGCUUCGCUGGGGAGAGCACAUCCACCGGGCCUCAUGCUGUGGAAAGAGCAGAGUCGGGGAAUAAAGACCCAUGGUCAAACUCA